UCUGCAGCACCAGCUGAAAACAAACAAAAGGCUCCAGACGCAGCAGCAGAGGCCCCAAAGGAGCACGUGGCUGCACCUGCACUUGUGUUAAAGGAUGCAGCAGUACCUGAAAGUCAUUUUAACUUGUGUCCAGAUGGCUGGUUCGGCCACAACUCUCGCUGCUUCUUGUUCGUCAAUACUCCCAUGACCUGGUACAGUGCUGAGGAGCACUGCAACAACCGGGGGGCCAACCUGGCCUCAGCCACCAAUGCCAGAGAGUACAGCUUCCUCCAGCAGCUCACACACACAGCUGGUCAGAGCAUUGCAUGGCUGGGAGGCUUCAACCUGCAGGACAAGUGGAUGUGGAUUGACCGUGAAGGCUUCUACUACACCAACUGGUACUCCGCCUCCUCCUCCAGCAGCUACCCCUGCAUUUACUUACGCUCCACCAAUGGUUGGGGUAACACCCGGUGUGACACUGCUUAUCGCUUCAUCUGCUCCAAGAAUCCAUUCAGCUGUUGAUAGCUACUAAAUUUUUUUUGCUGUUCAAGGCCAACUUAUAAACUUUGUGUGUGUCCAUUGUGCAUUCUAAAUUCUACUGAUCAGUAAUGUUUGUAUCAAAACAUUUCUGUUUAUG
Molecule: messenger RNA, 616 nt
Organism: Monopterus albus (swamp eel)
Lineage: Eukaryota; Metazoa; Chordata; Actinopteri; Synbranchiformes; Synbranchidae
Product: ladderlectin-like
Exons: 7
Source: RefSeq, a predicted model, not a curated record